CCAGCUAUACAGGCUCCGGCUGGCCAUGUCAGCAAUCUUGUGGAUCCUGUUGGUGUAGGGUUUCGCAUCACCAUCACGAAUAUUGUUUGCGUAGUUCUUUUCAUGAUCGUAGUCGUUGUUCGCCUCAUUACUCGAGUAUUCCUCAAUAGAUCGUUUGGUCACGAUGACUCACUCAUUCUCUUCGCUACUGCAUCGUUCCUGGCCAUCAUGGGUGUUUUCCAAUGGAUGGUACAUCUAGGUCUAGGCAAACAUCUCUGGGACGUACCUCUGGAGAACUACUCGCCCUACUUCCUUCGAGCAUGGCUUACAGUAGCCGUACUAUACUCGGCGUGUAUGCUCACCAUGAAGCUAUCAGUACUCAUGCUAUACCGCCGCCUCUUUCCCAUUCAAAACUUUCGCCUCCAAUGGUGGUGUGCCUUUGGUUUUACUACAGCUUACAGUGUGAUGUUCAUCUUUGCAUCACUAUUCUCUUGCUCACCAAUCUCCGCUGCAUGGGACAUCUCAGUCUCAGAGCACAAAUGCAUCAAUCGCUCGGCCCUCUACAUCGCCUACACAGUCAUGAACAGUAUAAGCACCUGGUGGAUCCUCCUCAUGCCCAUGCCAAUCGUGUGGUCCCUCGCCCUCAAAAACGACCAAAAAUACCUUCUCACCUCUCUCUUCGCUCUCGGUUCUCUACCCUGUGUAACCAGUAUCGCGCGUCUAAAAGUCCUCGUCGACUGGCUCCACAAUGGCGCAAAUAACAAUGAUAUCACCUAUACCCUCUGGAACAUCGUAAUCUGGACCCAACUCGAACUCACCGUCUGCAUGAUUUGCGCCUGCGGACCCACCCUUCGC
Molecule: messenger RNA, 834 nt
Organism: Aureobasidium namibiae CBS 147.97
Lineage: Eukaryota; Fungi; Ascomycota; Dothideomycetes; Dothideales; Saccotheciaceae
Exons: 4
Source: RefSeq, a predicted model, not a curated record